AUGUCUCCAAGAGCAAAAGGUCGCCGAGUGCGCACAAGGUCUCAAGCCAGUUGUGCAUCCGAGGGUGUACAGCAUCGCUCGCAGUCGCCAGAUUCGUCAAGCUCCGACUCGAACCAAACAAGUAUACGGAAACGGGGCUGCAGUAAAGUUACAUCUUCGCCUGUCCAACGAGCUGCUCGUCAACGAGACACUGGGAAUAAUCAAGGCAGCCAGUCCCGACGCCACGAUGUUCAAUUCUGCGCCCAGCGAUGCUUACUCGGGCUGCAGGCUGGGGGUAUCCUAGACGAUUGUUGCCCUAACGUGAAGCUCCACCGUCAGGGUCAAGAUGACCUCAAACAUCCCAUCACAUCAGAGGAUUUGGUUUGCUUACUCAAGUCACAGCUGGACGAAAAUAUUGCUCGCUGCAUGCCCUUUGGAAAGUUUGGGGCAUACAGUGCGCUGUUCAAACUUACAUGUGCAACAUAUGGUUACACUGUCGUCGGGAAAGGAACCACGUCAGAACUGUGGAAAGAAGUCUCCUGCGAAGCGCAGGUAUAUCAAAUCUUGCGGAAGGCUUAA
This is a messenger RNA of Penicillium egyptiacum, 558 nucleotides long. NCBI's taxonomy places the organism in Eukaryota, Fungi, Ascomycota, Eurotiomycetes, Eurotiales, Aspergillaceae. The record is from the annotation of a GenBank genome assembly.